Rotaria sp. Silwood1 is the source of this 282-nucleotide messenger RNA. The record is from the annotation of a GenBank genome assembly. Lineage: Eukaryota; Metazoa; Rotifera; Eurotatoria; Philodinida; Philodinidae.
AUGGAAUGGGGAUGUCCAGUUUGGCUGGAGAAUGUUGGACCAAAUGGUGAAACACGACAAGAACAACGUAUACAAUAUCGAUUAGAUAAUAUUCAUGCUGGAUAUUUAUCAGUUAUUGCUUACAAUCAGUUUUGGUAUAAUGAAUAUAUUAAUAAUCAAGCUGAACAACUUAAUCAACGGGAUCUACAACUUAAUCAACAAUCUCUAAUGCUUAAUAAUGAACAAAUCGAUGCCGUUCGUUGUAUUAUCAAUAAAAUAUUAGAUCAAGUUGAAAAUAUAUAA